Drosophila ficusphila is the source of this 2615-nucleotide messenger RNA. It is a transcript of the gene MED16, whose product is annotated as mediator of RNA polymerase II transcription subunit 16. Gene Ontology annotation, biological process: positive regulation of DNA-templated transcription. Lineage: Eukaryota; Metazoa; Arthropoda; Insecta; Diptera; Drosophilidae. The transcript has a single exon. Gene Ontology annotation, cellular component: mediator complex. The record is from RefSeq and is a predicted model, not a curated record. Bases 68 to 2536 code for a protein of 822 amino acids. Gene Ontology annotation, molecular function: protein binding.
AUAAGUAUUGGCAGGCGUCGCAUAGAAAACAAUAAUAGUCCGCUUUAAUAUUUGUUUGUGCCGCAAAAUGACAAUAUUGUACAAAGUCGAGGGCAAGGAGUUUAGCAAGGACAGUGUCUUUCCGAACAAGAAGGUACUCUGCUCCGUUUCCGCAAGGAAUAUCGUGGCGUUCAGUACUUUGCAGAGCGCCAUAGUUCCGUCGUCCCACGGAGGAGAAGCCGGCGAUGGAUCCUUGCCCGGGACGAGUUUGGCUGUGGGCGCCAGCAACAGCCAUGUGUACGUGUGCGACAUUGUGACGCCGUGGGAGUACUACAAGGUGUGCUCCUCUAAGUCCCUCAUCAGUGUACUCCAGUGGAGUCCGAACGGGGAACAACUGCUUCUAGGAUAUGUUGGCGGACGCGUGGAGAUCUGGCAGCCGAGAAACCAGUCAAUUAAUAAGUGGGUCCUGCAGUUCCACGCCACCGUGCCCAGCGAGGACAUCAUUGAGGCCCAGUUUUUUCACAACGGCAAGGGGGUGACCUUCAAUCCGCAGAAGAAGGAUCACACGUACUAUGCGGAGAAGUUCGAACGGCUGGAGCAGCAGAAGCCCACUCUCAGCGGCUUUGGCGGAGUGCCUAGCGAGGGCUGUGCGCUGCUCACCUCCUCUGGACUACUGGCCGCUUUCGUUCUUCCAGUGCUGCAGAAGAUAUCCGCGGGCGGAGCAGGAGCAGGAGCGGAAGGCCCAGUCCACGAGAUCGUCGAGCUGACACCAACGUUUCACAGCAUCGGCAUAUCGCGCAGCUUUAUCGAACACUGUAGCAUGACGCCGAGUCCUUCGGGCGCUUUAAAUGUCGCCUUCAGUUGCGGCUGGCAGCAACAGUUGGUGCAAUGCUUCAGGGUUUCUCUGUCCCUGGAGGGCGAGCUUGGCCUAGAGCAGCAUCUGGCCAUUAAGUCCGAGUCGCAGGCCAGCAUUUUCUUGGGUCCUCUCGAUGGACGACGGAUCAGUCACAUAAAAUGGACGCGGGUGGCCAGCGAGGAUGUGAUCUUCAUAGCCUACGCCUGUCCGGAUGGUUCAGGUAGCCAGCUGGAGCAGUGGACGCUGACACGCCGGCACCAGAGUGUGCACGCCUUACUUCAGGGUGGCGGUGGCGCCAACAGCAAGACAAACGAGUUCGUGCAAUCAGAGAGCUGGGAGCAGGUGGGCAAGGUGCAGCUCAACGCUUUUUUGGCCGAUAUCUGCGUAACGCGUCUGUCGGUCUCCGCACCAGACUGCUGCCAAGUGUACGCCAUUCUGCAAGACAACAGCGUACAAGUGCUGGAGCCCAACACGUUGAAGCAGCUCAAUCUCACCCAGUUUGAAAAGGUCUCCGAUGCAAGUGGCGGAGUGAGAUUUGUUAGCGGUGAUCUGACGCCCACAAGUCAAAUGCUCCUUAUCUUUGAUAGCCACGCACAGUUACAUGCCAUGCAGGCUCCUCUCGUGAAGCAAGCCAUAUCUGGCUUGCUUUUGCUGGAGUACUGCAUCGUGACGGGCUGCGAUGCCAGCGAUGUACUGCUGCUGAACCUUGGUAAUCUGGAGGCGCUUGUGGAGAAGCUGACAGACAACUUUACGCGCCAGCCUUCUUAUGUGCGGCACUACUACUAUGCCAAUUUUCUGGCGCUCAAGUCAAAUCUGUGUCGCAUUCAACAGCAGGAAUUCGACAAUCUGAUCAUCUUGCACGCCAUAUCCACCACAUUCAAAAGCCUGCUGCGACCCUCCGAUCUGGGAUUCCAGGAUAAAGGACCCGCCGAUAACUUGGCCAUAAAGCUAGCCGAAUCUAUACCGGAUGUCGACACUGUUAUGCUAAAUCUGGAUGCCAAAGAUUUCACCGUGGAGCCGGUGAUGCUGCAGAGCUUACAACAGUUGAUUCAGUGGGUCACCGACCUCGCUCUCAACAUGCUACACCGUCUGCCCGAGGAGGUGAUGAAGAGCAAGCUAUCCGGGAAACGUCCCAGCUACGACAUAAGCCGCGACAUCGUGGCUAUCGGCAGUUUGCGUGAACUCCUUGUCAUGAUCCGCAUCUGGGGCCUGCUGAACCCCCAGUGCCUGCCUGUUUACACCAAGACUAUGGACAACAUUGAUGUGUUAGUGAUCCUGUUCCGUUUACUGACUCGCUUGUCUCAAAACCCUGCAGAGCCCGACGAAAUGCUGCUGGACGAGUGCAGUCUGCUGUCCAAGCAGCUACUAAUCCCCCAACCCUCGAAGUUCAGUCCCACCACGCUGUUGAGUGCUCAGGGAUUCGCGGCCGUAAAAUCGGGACAGCUGCAGUUCACUUCGCUGGUGGAGCCAUCCUGUUUGCAGGACAUGGAAACGGAGGAAGUGGUCUUCGCCCGGUCGGUGAAGGAUGGUGUGAGCAAUCUCCAAUUGGGUGCGCGACCCAAUACCAUCCGAAGGUGUGCUCGCUGCGGAUUCGUUUUCGUCAAUAACGCCAGCAAAGUGGCCAAGACUUCGGCCCUGAAGGCGUGGUUCAGCAAGUGGCUGCACUGCCACUGCGGAGGCUUUUGGAAGCAGAUUCAUUAGUUAAUUUAAAUGUGUAUCUAGCGACGGCAUAAGUUAGUAUUAGUUUGCAAUAAAAUUUAAAUCAACAAUGUCAGCUUAA